UGUUGUUCCCACUCGCGAAGAGAGGGUGAGAGAGACGUAAAUCACUAAAUCUAACAACACACCACAAGAUACGGUGCAUAAUUUUUGGUAUCAAUUUCAAUAGCGGUUAAAAAUUAGUCAUGAAUCGCCGCGAAGAUACGAAUCCUUUUGAUGAAGAAGUCAAUCCAUUCUCGAAAGGUGGUGGUGCAGGUGCUCCAGCAUCAAAAUCCCGUAUCCCUCAAAUGGUUGCUAGUAGCCUUGGUUUUGGUCAAAAACAUGAUGCAACUGUGGACAUACCAUUGGAUUCAGUGAAUGAUCCAAAGAAAAAAGAGAAUGAACUUUCUAAUUGGGAAGCAGACUUGAAAAGAAGGGAAAGGGACAUCAAGCGAAGAGAAGAAGCUGUUGCUGGUGCUGGCAUCCCGACAGAUGAUGAUAGAAACUGGCCUCCAUUUUUUCCAAUAAUUCAUCAUGAUAUAAGCAAUGAGAUACCAGUUCAUGCUCAAAAGUUGCAGUAUUUGGCGUUUGCAAGUUGGUUAGGGAUUGUGCUAUGCCUUACAUUUAAUGUUGUAGCUGUGACUGUCUGUUGGAUCAAAGGCGGUGGUGUGAAGAUAUUUUUCCUUGCAACAAUUUAUGCUCUUCUUGGAGUACCUCUUUCCUAUGUUCUAUGGUACAGGCCACUCUAUCGUGCAAUGAGGACUGACAGUGCUUUGAAAUUUAGUUGGUUUUUCUUGUUCUACCUGCUUCACCUUGGGUUUUGUAUAUUUGCUGCUAUUGCUCCUCCAAUUGUCUUUCAUGGGAAGUCAUUAACGGGUAUCCUUGCUGCUGUUGACGUUUUCUCUGACCAUGCAUUAGUGGGGAUUUUCUAUUUAGUAGGAUUUGGAUUAUUUUGCUUGGAAUCACUUCUAAGUUUCUGGGUGCUUCAGAAAGUUUACAUGUUUUUCCGUGGGAACAAGUGAGAUGAGAUGAGAUGUUUUUUUUCUUUCAAAAGAGAAGAUCAAUACAAGAUUGCUGAUGUCUGUUCGUAUAUUGUUAGUUGGAGUGAGUUACUACUUUACUAGUUAGAAUAUGAAUAUGAUUGGUGUGUUGAUUUGUGCUGUUAGCAGGGUUUUGUGCUUAUGCUUUUCUUUUGGCAGUUUAUCAAG
Messenger RNA from Lactuca virosa, 1121 nucleotides. Lineage: Eukaryota; Viridiplantae; Streptophyta; Magnoliopsida; Asterales; Asteraceae. The record is from the annotation of a GenBank genome assembly.